AUGGUCGCACUAGUAGAUGACAUAGAGGGUAUUGAUGCACCGGUGGAGGCGGUGGUCUCACUUGUAAAUGACGUAGAGGUUCUCGAUGCACCGGUGCAGGUGGUGGUCUCACUUGUAAAUGACAUAGAGGGACUCGCUGCACCGGUGGAGGCGGUGGUCUCACUUGUAAAUGACGUAGAGGUUCUCGAUGCACCGGUGCAGGUGGUGGUCUCACUUGUAAAUGACGUAGAGGGUCUCGAUGCAACGGUGGAGGCGGUGGGCUCACUUAGGGUCUCGCUGGACUGGUGGUCGGAAGAGGGUCUCGAUGCACAGGUGGAGGCGGUGGUCUCACUUGUGAAUGACGUAGAGGUUCUCGAUGCACCGGUGGAGGUGGUGGUCUCACUUGUAAAUGACGUAGAGGUUCUCGAUGCACCGGUGCAGGUGGUGGUCUCACUUGUGAAUGACGUAGAGGGUCUUGAUGCACCGGUGGAGGCGGUGGUCUCACUUGUGAAUGACGUAGAGGGUCUCGCUGCACCGUUGGAGGCGGUGGUCUCACUUGUGGAUGACGUAAAGGACUCUUUGGAUACCAGGUGCAACACGUCUCCUGGAGAGAUGUUGGAAUCCAACAAGUCUUUGCGUGAGAGCAAUGUCACCAAAAGUGGCAGCUGUGGAUCCGUGUCAGUUGUUUUCCCCAUUACUAUGAUGGUAACGGGAAUGGUGGGCAAUUCUCUCGCUCUUAUGCUGGUUUAUAGCUCGUACAGAAAAAAAGAAAAUAACAGGAAAAAGUCUUUCCUACUCUGCAUCGGGUCGCUGGCAUUGACAGAUCUGUUUGGACAGCUUCUCACCAGCCCGAUAGUUAUAUCGGUUUACAGAGCCGAUUUGAAAUGGGACCGCAUAGACUCAUCGGGGAGUCUGUGUGCUUUCUUUGGAGUGUGUAUGACAACUUUUGGCUUGUGUUCUCUAUUCUUUGCCAGCGCAAUGGCAAUUGAGAGGGCAUUGGCGAUUACAAGUCCUCAUUGGUACUCCAAUCACAUGAAGACAAGUGUGACAAAGCAAAUUCUGGCAGUUAUAUUGUGUCUUGUUCUUUUUUUCUCGCUGUUGCCGGUCGCAGGAGUUGGGCACUAUACGCUGCAAUGGCCAGGCACUUGGUGCUUCAUAAGCACUGGAGACAGAGAGGUCCCGGGCAACAUGUUUUUCUCCAUCACUUUCGCUGUUCUUGGGAUAUUCUCACUUCUUGUGACUUUCUCCUGCAACGUCGUCACAAUUCGUGGAUUAGUUAUUCGUUGCAAAACGAAAUCGGGCACAUCUCACUCAUCCAAGCAGUGGGAACGAUUAACCACGGAGACAGUCAUUCAACUAUUGGGAAUCAUGUGUGUACUGCUUAUAUGCUGGGUUCCUUUACUGGUGCUGAUGUUAAGAAUGAUCUCGACACAGACGUCGUCACAUCACUGCAAACCGGCAGAAGUGUCUUUCACUCCUAGUCAAGACAUCCAGGUGGACUGUAACUUCUUUCUCACCGCCAUUCGUCUGGCCUCUCUGAACCAGAUCCUGGACCCUUGGGUUUACCUGCUUCUAAGGGAGAUUAUACUGCGCAAGUUCUGCCAGGUGGCCAAUGCUGUGUCUAACUGCUCCAUAGACGGACAAAAGGAGACUCAGACGGCCCUGGAUGUUCUCAACAAGCAACCUUCUGACACUAACGGUCUGUAGAAACAGUAAAUGUACCCGAUCAAACUUAAGGAUAACCUGACCUGAUUACAAUUGUUUUUAUUCUAUCACCCACAGUCCAAAAACAGUUAUUGUGCAAUAAUGUUGUGCCACU
Messenger RNA from Oncorhynchus masou masou (cherry salmon), 1798 nucleotides. It is a transcript of the gene ptger3, whose product is annotated as prostaglandin E receptor 3 (subtype EP3). Gene Ontology annotation, molecular function: prostaglandin E receptor activity. The transcript has 4 exons. Gene Ontology annotation, cellular component: plasma membrane. Lineage: Eukaryota; Metazoa; Chordata; Actinopteri; Salmoniformes; Salmonidae. The coding region runs from base 1 to 1686 and encodes 561 amino acids. Gene Ontology annotation, biological process: negative regulation of gastric acid secretion; inflammatory response; positive regulation of cytosolic calcium ion concentration. The record is from RefSeq and is a predicted model, not a curated record.